Messenger RNA from Felis catus (domestic cat), 1976 nucleotides. It is a transcript of the gene SYNE4, whose product is annotated as spectrin repeat containing nuclear envelope family member 4. The coding region runs from base 525 to 1958 and encodes 477 amino acids. The transcript has 9 exons. Gene Ontology annotation, cellular component: nuclear envelope; nuclear outer membrane; meiotic nuclear membrane microtubule tethering complex. Lineage: Eukaryota; Metazoa; Chordata; Mammalia; Carnivora; Felidae. The record is from RefSeq and is a predicted model, not a curated record. Gene Ontology annotation, biological process: establishment of epithelial cell apical/basal polarity.
CGCCCUGCUCACAUUCCCGGGCUCUCCACCUCCUGACAGCUGUGACCCUGUGACCUUGGAACCCUGGGGCAGAGAUGGCUCCCCCCCCCCCCCGGGUUAUUUAUUUUCCCAGUAACUUUGUGGGAACUACAGGAAGAGGCCCCAUUUCAAAUAAACCAACAAAAAUCUUUCUUUGGUUUUGGAUGGAGUGGGGGGGGGGGGCGGGGGCAGAUGCGGGUUCCUGAGGGGUACGGUGUCUGGGACCUUGGAUGGUGUGGGUCCUGGGGUCAGAUGUACAGGUCCCUGAGUGGGGCAGAAUCCAUGGCUCGUGAGGGGUCAGGGUUGUAUCGGGAAACCCCUUAGGUGGGAUGAGUGGGGUGAACCUGGGAGGUUCUGCUAACUGGCAGGCUAGGGAAGAAGGAGUUAAGUGGUGCUGCUGCCACCUGAGCCGGGCAUCAAAUGACCUGAGUCCAGUUCUGCUAGUGAGGAGGUGGAGUUGAGCCUGCCCCCAGGCCUCUGGCUGCCUCAGGCCUGUGCUCCCAGCUAUGGCCCUCCCCCCACCUCUGGGCCCUAGAUUCCCCUCAGAGCCCCUCAACUACCCCGCUGGAGCCCCUAGGGAACUGGACAUUGCUAGAUGCACCAUCUGCCCUGCAUCUGGAGAGAAGAGAAUCAGACCAGAACAGGCCCAGAAACUGGGGCAAGACUCCUUGGACCCUCCCGAACACUUCCAGGGUGGGCUGAGGGGCACUGAGCCUGCUGCUGGUCCCCUGAGAUUGCCAGCACCCUCUUCCAGUGAGGACCCAGCUGGGGGCAGACACCGUGAGACCCCCAGGCCCCUUAUGUCCACACUUCUAGGAGCCUUGAAAACCUGGAGAUUCUGUCCAGGCCCGACUCCACUGGGAAGGACUCCAGGUGGGAGCAGCCCUGGUGCAGACCAGAGAUGGACUCUGCUACAGAAGGAGCCUGCAGAAGAGGGGUGGCAAUGGAAGUGGGGGCAAGGUCUGGGUUGGCCCACCGACCCUGACUCAGUCCCCUGUGUUCCCCAGCACCUCAUCUCUGGCCAGGAAGUAUUGGAGGCUGAGCAGGACAGCCUAUCCCUUUGCCUGUUGGGGCUGGGCCUCCGGCUGCAGGACCUAGAACAAGGCUUGGGGCCCUGGGCAUCAGCCCAGAGCGGGAUGGUCCAGCUGCAGGCCCUACAGGCAGACCUAUGUGGAGCAGCUGAGCGUGUAGAUGCACUGCUGGCAUUCGGUGAGGGGCUGGCACAGCGGAGUGAGCCUCAGGCCCGGGCAUCCCUGGAGCAGGUCCUGAGGGCCCUCAGAGCCCACCGAGAUGGCAUCUUUCGGCGACUGUGGUGGCUGCAGGCCCAGCUGGUCAGCUACAGCCUGGUGUUCGAGGAGGCCAGUACACUGGACCAGGACUUGGAAGUUGAGGGGGACUUGGACGGGCCAGGACCUGGUGGGGCCUGGGGGCCCUGGGCACCCAGUGGCCUCCCUACUCCUGCAGAGUUGGAGUGGGACCCGGCAGGGGAUGUUGGAGGCCUCAGGCCCUUGGGGCGAAAGACAGCCUGGACACCAGGAGCUCCCUGUGAGCUAUGUGGCCACAGGGUCCCCGAGGGCAGGGGACAAGGCCUUGAGGUGAGAGCAGGACAUGCUCAUGUCGGGCUUCAGCCACCGGAAACACUUAGCAGGUCAGCGAAGACGCUCCCUGCUCCGGAAGCCUCAGGACAAGAAGCAGGCAUCUCCCAACCUGCAGGAUGUGAUGCUGGAGGUAGACCCUGGAGCCCCUCCUCCUGCAUCCAGGUGGUCCCUGACCUUCCUCAUUCUCCUCCUCUUCCUUCUCCUCGUGGGUGCCACAUUGCUCCUGCCACCGUCAGGGGGGUCCUGCUGCUCUCCUGCCCGACUGGCCAGGACACCUCAUCUGGUGCUCAGCUAUGUCAAUGGUCCCCCCCCAAUCUGAGAACAUGGCCCAGACAUAUGUAAUAAAUGGUCAAUGUCCAA